GUACUCGUAAACAAAGAUCAGCUGUUGAGUUCAGCUGGUCGCCCUCACGCCCCUCGCCCCUCACCAACUGCUGCUGCUUGCCCACACAUGUAGUCCUAGGGAGUGAAGCUUAACUAGGGAUAUUACACCGUUAGGUCAGAGUACACAGGCCAUCAUGACAAUCUACAACUUGUACAUAUUUGACCGUGAUGGCCAGAUGCUCUACUAUGGGGAGUGGACCCGCAAGAAACAGUCUGGCAUGUCUCGGGAGGAGGAAGCAAAACUGAUGUAUGGGAUGAUAUUCUCCAUUAAAUCAUUUGUUACAAAGAUGUCUCCAGUGGACUUACGAGAAGGUUACCUCACCUACUGCACCAACAAGUACCCCGCCCUUCACCUCUUUGAGACGCCUUCACGGAUCAAGUUUGUCCUAAACACUGAUGUGGGAGCGCAGGGCAUCAAGGAACUCCUGCACCAGAUAUACACACAGGUGUACGUGGAGUAUGUGUCUUUCAACCCCAUGUGUCCGCUCAACAAGCCCAUUGAGAGUGAGCUGUUCGCCGCCAAGCUGGAUGAGGUGGUGCGACAGAGUCCAGCGUAUGCAUCUCGGCCAGCCUGAGGUGCCCUGGCAACACCCCAGCAGUGCCCGGGAGCAAGGCUGGACAGUGUGCUUGUGGGUCUUUGGUUACUAGAGGCUGGUGCAUGAGGUGUCUUGUGUUAGGGUGUGAUUGGAUAGUUUUGUUGUCAGUGAAGAGUGCUUGAUGGACUGGGUUUUGGUGUGAUUGAGAGCUACAUUCCUGGGCAUAAUGUUGUCAUGUCUCUUAAAUUUGACAGGCUGUAGUGGAGGUUGUUGGGGUUUUCAGGGAUGUUUUUGUAAUUCUAGUGAUGGCCCAACAAAGCUUAGUAAUGUCAUAGCAAACAUUAUAACUUAACUAUUUAAAAAGGUAAAUAUUGUAUUGCAGUUAGCAAGAAUUUGUACAUGAUGGUAAUUGAGAGUGUUUUGUGUUAGUCUGUGCAUCGGGCAAAAUAUUGUUUCCAGAUAUACAUAAAAAAUGAUAAUGUUAGAGUUCUUGAUGAGAUGUGCCCUAAAUAAGCUACAAAUGGGAAUGGUAACUUCCAUUGGCUUCUGAAAGUAGCCAAGAGACUCAUGAUACACAUAAUGGAGGUGGUGUUGACAAGAAACUCCCAAACACUAUGACACAGACACUGAAGAUGAUUGAAAGUUAUACAGAUAAAUAUAUAAAUCAUAAUUACUGCUUCUAAUUUACAUCUUUUUCAUAGAUAGUGCUGGCUGUAAAUUACUUUUGCCAACAGUGACUGAAAACAAUUAAGAAAGAUAUGAUGUAGUGAUGAAUGAAUUGUUGAAGAGA
This is a messenger RNA of Scylla paramamosain (green mud crab), 1346 nucleotides long. It is a transcript of the gene Bet5, whose product is annotated as trafficking protein particle complex subunit 1-like. Gene Ontology annotation, cellular component: TRAPP complex. NCBI's taxonomy places the organism in Eukaryota, Metazoa, Arthropoda, Malacostraca, Decapoda, Portunidae. The record is from RefSeq and is a predicted model, not a curated record. Bases 155 to 595 code for a protein of 146 amino acids. Gene Ontology annotation, biological process: endoplasmic reticulum to Golgi vesicle-mediated transport. The transcript is spliced from 5 exons.